UUCAACCUCAAAUUAAAACAAAAUAAUUGUCAUAAAAUGGACAUAAGUUACGCGUACCAGAAAAAACGAAGCGAAUAUGGCAGGCAGUGUCUGUUUUCCGACAAGGGUCCCGACCUGAUCGACAAUUUCUCUUCCAACAAAAAACUGCUUAAAGAAUACAUAUUAAGAGACCCAGUGAAUCGAUCUACGCUAUGCGCCCCAGUACAAGCAGAACACUCAUUGAACACCAUGAGGGCGGAGUUCACCAACAGCUCAAUGAACCACGUGGAGGGCGGUUGGCCAAAAGACGUCAAUACCGCCGACGAGGAACAAACCAAACGCUACCGAAGAAAAAUCGAAAAGGACGAGGGAUUCAACCAUACCAUGAUGCAACUGUUUAAGAGCAUGGAAAACUGUAUUCAACAAAACAACGCCAUAAACAUUUACCAGCAAUACUUUUCCGACGUGGAACCCACGCCGCUGGUCGAAAGAAGUUCCGCGAGAACCGUGAACGUUUACCAGGACCAAAGCAGUCCGACCAGACCGGUUAACUGGGUUUCCUGGUCACCGGACAACCAGACCAAACUGGCCAUCACCCAUUGUAACUUGAAAUUCCAGAGUGUCGUCCCUAAGGAGACUACUUUCAGUUAUAUUUGGGAAGUCGAAAACCCUAACAGGCCCCUGCUCACUUUAAAACCGGAGUACUCUUGCGUGUGUUUGGAGUACAACCAGAAAGACCCGCACUCGCUAGUGAGCGGACAGUUGAACGGGCAAGUGGCCGUGUGGGACACCAGAAAGGGCUACGAACCGGUCGAAUUGAGUUUGAUCGAAAACAGCUUUCGGGAUCCGGUACACGCGGUGCUCUGGAUCAAUUCGAAGAGCGGAACUGAGUUCUUUAGCUGUUCUACCGACGGACAAGUUAAAUGGUGGGAUACGAGGAAACUAACCGAUCCCAUCGACACCUUAAUUCUGGACUACGCCAAGGACGAGGAGCAACAUUUAGCGAACGCCUUGGGAGCCUCCUGUCUGGAAUACGAGACGACUAUUCCCACUCGGUUUAUGGUCGGAACGGAAGAGGGCGUUGUCAUAUCUUGCAACCGAAAAGGGAAGACCGCGAUGGAAAAGAUGUCGGCCCGGUUCAAGGCCCAUAUGGGACCGGUGGUGGCCCUCCAACGUAAUCCGGCUUUCGUAAAAAAUUUCCUCACCAUCGGCGACUGGUCGGCCAAAAUCUGGUCCGAGGAUUGCAGGGAAAGUUCGAUCAUAUGGACUGGAUACCAUAAAGCGAUGCUCACUAGUGGAGCCUGGAGUCCCACCAGGUUAUCCGUAUUUUUCACUACAAGAACGGACGGCAUCGUAGACGUAUGGGACGUGUUGCAACAACAGAAACAAGCCUCCCUGAGCGUGAAAGUGUGUGACGAAAAACUGAGAUGCAUAAGGACCCACGACAUGGGACGAUUGGUCGCUGUGGGCAACCAAAAGGGCACCACGUAUCUGGUGGAGUUCAGCGAAAACUUGUCCGUAUCGAACAAGAACGACAAGAUGCUCCUUACGGCGAUGUUCGAGCGCGAAAGUAAACGGGAGAAAAUAUUGGAGGCACGUAAUCGGGAACUGCGACUCAAAAUGAAAACGAAACAGCCUCAACAGGGCGACGCCAUAGACGAGGAAUCGAUCGGGGAGAACUUGGAGUCGAUUUCUGAUCACAUUUUUGCGGAUAAUAGCGUCAAACAGGCGGAGGCCGAUUUUUAUGAAAUAUUUGAGAAAGAAAAACGUGCUGCUGCACCGCCUCCGGAGGCCGAAGAAAAGGAGGUUGCACCUGCCACGUCGGAGGUGCAAGAUGUGGAGACUACUACCGAAUCACCUCCACCACCGGAACCCCCAAAGGAGAAGCCUACUAAAGGGAAGAAAAAGGGCAAAUAAGGAGUUUUUGCUUAUUAAUUAUGAUAAAAGGGUUUUAUUGUGGUUGUUGUAAGAAAUAUUACGUUAUUGUUUAGUAAAUUUUUUUUUUGCAAAGGUCAAAAGAAAUUUUGACGGUCACUGGAAAAUUAAUUCAAUAAAAGCUCAAACAGUUAAAGUAACCGAAAUCAUAGUGGACCCCUGGGAUAACUUGAGUUGUUUUUCCCCAUUGAUUAAAACAACAAUAUGUAUAAACUGUU
This is a messenger RNA of Anthonomus grandis grandis, 2132 nucleotides long. RefSeq names its product dynein intermediate chain 3, ciliary (gene Dnai2). Gene Ontology annotation, cellular component: outer dynein arm. NCBI's taxonomy places the organism in Eukaryota, Metazoa, Arthropoda, Insecta, Coleoptera, Curculionidae. The record is from RefSeq and is a predicted model, not a curated record. Bases 37 to 1896 code for a protein of 619 amino acids. Gene Ontology annotation, biological process: cilium movement; outer dynein arm assembly. Gene Ontology annotation, molecular function: dynein heavy chain binding; dynein light chain binding. The transcript has 9 exons.